Molecule: messenger RNA, 3568 nt
Organism: Lytechinus variegatus (green sea urchin)
Lineage: Eukaryota; Metazoa; Echinodermata; Echinoidea; Temnopleuroida; Toxopneustidae
Product: DNA ligase 1-like
Exons: 1
Coding region: 266-3568 (1100 amino acids)
Source: RefSeq, a predicted model, not a curated record
UGUCACCAUUGGCAAUGGCAAAGCAGAAUCGAUCUGUCGGGAUUUGGCUUUGUCAUUAUAUGGGGCAAUGAUCGAUCAAAAGUCAGUUUCAUGCCAUUUUGCUUUUAUAACAGCUUUGAAAAUAUAUUAAUCUAUUUGUAUUUCAGUAUUAUUCAUACAUUCAUAUAUGAUUGUCAAUAUUGCCAUGAUUACCAUUGUUUUCAUGUUUGUGUUCCAGACCUACAUGGGACAAAAGUCUACAUGAUCAGCUGGAAACUCUAACACAAUGGCUACAGACUACGAAACAUUUGCCUACGUGGGAAAGACAAAGAAGAAGAAGAAAAAGAAAGAUGAGAGUCUGGAAGAAAAGAAGGAAGAGGAGGAGGCCGAGGAGGAUGACGAGCUGGCAGCGGAACGAAAGAGGAGGGAGGAGUCGUUGAAAAGAAUAGACAUGAUGAACGAACUCAAGAAGCAAAAGAAAUUAGAGAAGAAACGACAGAAGGAAGAAGCAGCGAGACGGAGGGAGGAGGAGGCAAAGAAAAGGGAGGAGGAGGAGGAGGCCAGGAAGCGAGAGGAAGAAGAAAAGCAAAAGGAGAAAGAAAGAAAGGAAAGAGAAGCCGCGGAGAAGGCGGAGUUAGAAAGGCAGAAACUGGAGGCUGAAGCGAAAAGGGUUGAGGAAGAAAGGUUAAAAUCUCAACCAGGAAGUCAAAAUGAUUCCAGAGGAAGAGGGAGAGGUGGAGUUAGAGGAAGAGGCCGUGGGAGGGGAAGAGGUAGAGGGAGAGGAAGGCCUCCUCCACCGGCUAGGAAACAGCCAACGCAAGGAGGUAGAGGCAAUCGAAAGGUUGGAGUCGUUGCUAAGCAACCAGCAAUGGAGGCAAUCCAAGAGGAGCUGGAGAGUGCGAGGAAUUCUCGUCAAGCUUGGAGCAGAGUGUCUGACAAGAAAUCAAUAUCGAACGAUCAGAAAGGGGAAAAGGAGAACGAUGUGACUAAAGGCGAGUUGGUAAAGCCAGCCGAUCCAUCCGAUGAAAAGGUCGGAGAUAAAGAUCGCAAAUCGGCCACACCGGACAGAAAGUCUCCCUCUUCUCUGAAGAGCACGAAAUUUACCAAGGUUGGUGGGUUCAUGUCGAGAGUGUUUAAAGGAAAGAAUAAAAGCAAAGAUGAUCCAAAACCUAACAGCCCUGCAGAAGAUGCGUCCAAUAAGCAGGCCGAAGAUGAUAAAAGUGAAGUAAAAAGAGAAUCGCCAUCAAAUGAUGUUACUAAGGGCGUAGAGAACGACGCAAAAACCAAUGAAAAGGAGCCCGAGGGAGAGAGGAGCGAUUCAACGAAAGAUUUGAAUGCAGAAAAGACGGAUGAAGCGAAGAGUGGUGAAGUUAAAGAAAGUGUUCAAAGUCCAAAUGAUGAAACAUCCAAAGGGGAAAAUACGGAAAUCAAUGUGCAGGAGAAAGGCACCGAAGAAACAAGUCCAAACAAAGUAGAGUCGGAUGAAAAUAAGGAGACAAGUUCAAAUGAAAAAGAAGAAGAUGAAAAGCAAACAUUAGACAAAACCCCUUUGCCUCAGGACACCACUGACGAUAAGCAGGUGACAAAGAUAACGAAGACAAUGGAAAUAGGUGUCCAAACUGAGAAAGAGACAGCAACUGAAGAAGAGAAUGAGCAGUCAGAGGCAGCUAAGGAUGAAAACACAGAUGAGAUCGAAACACAAGAAACGCCACCAGAAGUACAGUCUUAUGCGACACAUUCUUCAUUAGCUCGGCCAAGCCCUGAAGAUAACGCAGACGAGAGUAACGUUCGCUUGAUUUACAGCAAAGAGCCUGGUGAUGAUCCAGAUGACAUUGAGAGACCGGCUAAUCCAGAGCCAGGAGGUAAAAAGAUACCCAAACUUGAUCCAAGACCAGGAAAUCCUUUACCACCUACCAAGGAUCCUGAACUACCUGAACUCGGCAUUGACGACGAAUUCCACGUGGCAACGAGUAAACGCCGUAUUGGUCCGGACUACCUGGAACUCCAGCUACUUGCAAAUAGAGACAUAAUCCUUGAGGCAAGGAAGAUUAGAAAACUACGGAAAUCGGGUACGACUGCUUUGUUAGAGAUGGUAUAUGAAGGUACGAAGGAAAAACCGGUAGAUUUGUUCAAGCAGCCAAAGCGCCAUGCAGACUUUGACAGGCUGCUGAAAUUUUUAAAGAAAGAGAAUGCAAAGAAUGGUGAUCAAGAACAGGAUGCUGCAUCGGAAAGUGGUGAUGCUAGGUCAGAAGAUGGUCACGUGACCCCUGAUUCGGAAGACGGGACAAAGAGAGAAGGUAGUGCAUCAUUAGAAGCAGGACAAGACCUUCCAAGAGCUUCAAAAUCCCCUACGGUCCAUUCCAAAGUGAGUGACCCAGGUGAAGGCGAGAAAGGAUAUGACAGUCGGAUUGCUUUAGAAUACGAAACAUAUUACGCCUCUCCGAGGGAUUCAUUUAGACCAGCCAAUCCUGGACCUAGUGAAGACGAUAAAGACAUUGAUGGAUCUGGCCCUAAUAGUGAUGAAAUAAGUGCAACUCUUGGAGUGGUGGAAGAGGAUUCGGCCGGGGACAUAACGCACCCUCUUCCAUUACUACUUAGUGAAACUGAACAACUCAAUGAGGUAAGAGAAGAAGAGCGACUGGACAAUCAUGAAGAAGGGAUUACCGAGCAAAGACAAACUAUAUCAUCAAAGAGCAGGAAUGCAAUAUCCCAAGAGUUCACAUCCAAUAUAAAUCAACAAGAUUUAUCUUCAAAUGAAGCAGACAACACCAAGACAGAAUAUGUCUCCACUGUUAAUCAUGAUAAAUCUGACAGUCGAUCCUUGCCACCUGAAUCAGACGUUAAUCCUGUCAACGACUUACCGUCAGGUACAGGGAACACAGAUUUACCAGUGACAGAUGGAUCAAAGGCAGCUUCUCGAAACGGCAGCAUGCUCGGAGGCCACGCAACACCACUAUCACCUUCAAGGAAAGAGCGUACAUCUACAGCUAUGACACAGACAAAUGCUGGAGAGAUGAUAGAUGUAAAGUUAGGGGAGACUAAAGUCGGAUCAACAAGUCGGUUGUCUCACCGGUUGUCUGCUAAAUCAAACCGAGGAUCGCCUACAGGUCGGAUAUCCAACCAAACUCAUAAAAGCGGGUCACCAAAUAGGUUGAUUCCUACACCCAACAAAGGAGGACGUUCUUCCGCUGCUUCCCAGAAGAGUCACAAGUUGGGGAGGCUGUCGGUAGCAUCCACAAGUAGCAGAAAAUCAGGGCGACUUUCUAAAACAUCAAACAAAAGAGAACCGAACUUCCAAAACAACUCUCCACAACCAGUUAAUGUUCCGAACGAAGAAAAUGCAUCGGAUUCAAAUACUACUGAUAUACAAGACUCGAAUAACCAUGUCCCGACUGCCGAUAAAGAUGGCAGAGUCGAUCCGAUGGCGCCAGUUAAUGGCCAUGAACAAGCAUCUGCUGAUAAACCAACGACUUCUAAUUCCCGAAACGGUGUUCCAUCUCAAUCUGAGUCGGUGACUGAUCAAAAUUCAAAGAGUCAAGAUGAUUCAAAAUCAAAGCCCAAAAAGAAAUUCAAACACUGGUUAUUUUGA